AUGAAUGAGAACAAGAAAACCAACCAACUGAGACCAACAUUGAAUAGCACAAAAAGUAAUUAUGAUAAAGUGUUUAGUUAUGGUGAUGCUAAUAAUGAAGAUGAUCAACUGGAAUGUAUGUCAGCUAAUACCUCUAGUCAGUCAUCCUUUAAAGAUAGUUUUAAGGAGAUCCUAAGGUUUACAAAAAACGUGGUUACAUCCUCAUCUUCUGUUAUUAUUACACCACCAUUACUUAGUCCAACAGAUUCUCCCUCAAAACAAAAAAAUGUAUUGAAUAAAACUGAUUUGUCUGCACCACUAUUUUUUCCUCAUGGUUGUGAAGAAAGGCAUAUUUCCACUACUAAUUAUAUUAAAGAAACCAUUAUUGAUUCUAAAAACCCAUUGCUUCAGGAUACGGAUUUUAAUAAUAAUAAUAAUAAUAAUAAUAAUAUCGCUCAGUUCCAAAAUAGUGAUCUUAAUACAAAUAAAAAAAUUAAAGGUUAUUUAGAACACAUGAAAUCAAAAGGCGUAACAUUCAUCAAGGUGACACGAAAAAAAAGAACUUCUUACAACUUUAUGUUAAUUAAAGGAAAAAUUAUUCGUUGGAAAGACAAAUAUCUCGAUAUCGAUGGGAUAAAAGAUAUAAGGAUUGGUGAUGACGCAAACAAUUAUAAAAACCAAUUUAAUAUUAAUGAAAGGUAUUGGAUUACAAUAAUAUACCAAGUACCCAAAAAUAAAUUAAAGGGUUUGCAUGUAUAUACUAAUUCUGUUGAAAACUUCACCAUAUUUUAUGACUCCUUAUGUUACAUUGUAAAAACAAGGCACGAAUUAAUGAAACAAUUAUCGAUUCCUGACAAUGAGGAAUUUGCCAUUGCACACUGGGGAUGUAGAAAGACUAAUGAUGGUUUGAUAACAUUUGACGAUCUAGUAUCCAUGUGUUUAAAAUACAACCUUUUCUGCUCUUCAUCUUUUUUGCGUAAGAUUUUUAUUCAGGUUGAUACUACUGAAGAAGGAUGUUUAAAUUAUGAAGGCUUCAAGCAAUUUGUUAAAAUAUUGAAGACAAGGAGAGAAAUGAAGGAUUUGUUUCAUAAACUCGUAAAUAAACCAUAUAUGGAUUUUGAAGAGUUCAUUAACUUUGUUGUAAACGUUCAAAAGGAAACUUGGCCCAAUACAUCUCAAGACAAACUACGGGGCCAGUUUGAAAAAUAUUCAAAAAAAAUGCUGGGAGUAUUGACGGAAAAGGAAUUACUAAAAUAUUUGCUUGACCAGCCACCCUUACAUCCUUCCAAGGACAACUAUAACUAUCCGCUAAACAAUUAUUUUAUAUCAUCAUCACAUAACACGUAUCUAAGAGGUAACCAGUUUGGUGCAACUUGUACCAUCGAGGGAUAUAUAGAAGUGUUACAAAGAGGUUGCAGGUGUGUUGAGGUUGAUGUUUGGGACGGGAGUGAUAAUAUGCCUGUUGUUUGCCAUGGAAUAUUGACAGAUUCUUUAUCGUUAAGAAGUGUCUUGGAAGUUAUAAGAAAAUAUGCAUUUAUCACAACGCCUUAUCCAUUAAUUGUUUCAUUUGAGACCCAUUGUAAGGAUACUUGUCAACUAGUUAUGGCCGAAUUAAUUACUGAAUUGCUAGGCGACUGCUUGUAUGUUGACAAGGACAAAAAAAGCACUAUGAACAUUCUACCUUCACCGAAUCAAUUAAAAAAUAAAAUAUUAAUUAAAGUUACCAAAACGCUUGAAACCAAUAGUAGUAGUAGUAAUAGUAGUACUAAUAAUAAUAAUAAUAAUAAUAAUAAUAAUAAUAGAACAUAUAAUACAGAUGCUGCUCUUAACAGCGGUAUAUCUGGUAUGUCUUCCGCGUCAGGGUCAAUGUAUGACUCCGAAUACGACUUGUCGCCUGAAGUCAGUUACAGUUGCAGUAACGCUACAAACGCCAGUACCAAAGUAAAUAAUCCACUCAGAAUCAAGAAGAAAAGAAUACCACUUAUCCAAGAGUUGUUAGAUUUGGCAGCAAUAAAUGGACUAAGGUUUAGAAAUUUUUCAUUACAAGAGUCCAAAACCACCAAACAUUCAUUUUCUUUGAGCGAAAAAAAAUACAAAUCGUUGAUUAAAGAUUCAUCACAAAAAUUGGCUAUUGAUAAACACAAUAGGAGAUAUUUAAUGAGAACUUACCCACAUGCGUUUAGAUGUAGAUCUACCAAUUUUAAUCCUAUAUUGUUUUGGAGAUUGGGAGUACAAAUGGUUGCUACGAAUUGGCAGACUAAUGAUUUGGGACAAUGGCUAAAUAUAGCAAUGUUUCAAGCGCCGAUGGGUGAAAAAUCUUAUUGGAAUUCUGGAUAUGUUUUAAAGCCUAGAUAUUUACUGAAAAAUGUCAAAGCUAAAGAAUUGAAUAAUUUUUAUAGGGAUUGGAAUUUUAAAAUAUUGGAGUUGAAUUUAGAUGUUCUAAGUGCGCAGCUUUUACCAAUCCCAGAAUCGAUUAAAGAAAUUGGAGAAAUUUUGAAUUUGGCGGUCCAUGUGGAAGUAUUCACUGCACCUCCUGUUGAUACAUGUGCUGUCAAAUCGAUAUCCAGUUUACAGGUAGAAAAUGGGUUUGUUCUAGGUGAAAUGAGUGGUAAAACAAAAUAUAUUAAAGAUAAUGGAUUCAACCCUGUUUGGAAUUCCAAAUUUUGUAUGAAAUUUUACAAUACCGAAUUAAAUUUUAUUAGGUUUUUAAUAAAGUCCAAUGAUAAUGUUAUAGUCGCUACCUGUUGCAUGAAAAUCACGGACAUGAAAAAGGGUUAUAGACACAUUCCAUUAUUUAAUAAUGAAACUGGAGAAAGAUUUAUUUUUUCCACAUUAUUUAUUAAGAUAGAUUAUUAA
This is a messenger RNA of Saccharomycodes ludwigii, 2835 nucleotides long. RefSeq names its product phosphatidylinositol phospholipase C (gene PLC1). The record is from RefSeq and is a predicted model, not a curated record. Bases 1 to 2835 code for a protein of 944 amino acids. Gene Ontology annotation, biological process: lipid metabolic process; phosphatidylinositol-mediated signaling. NCBI's taxonomy places the organism in Eukaryota, Fungi, Ascomycota, Saccharomycetes, Saccharomycodales, Saccharomycodaceae. The transcript has a single exon. Gene Ontology annotation, molecular function: phosphatidylinositol-4,5-bisphosphate phospholipase C activity.